GCACAACUACAACGCAACUGCACACCUAUUCAGUACAGUAGGAGAAGUUGUCACUUUAACGAAUAUUCUUAUUACUGUGGCAGACAGAUUCGCUUGGCCUUGGCCUGGAGGGGUCGGUUCCCCGCUAGCUUUCCCCGGUUUCAACUCCUUGCCCGCCAAUUCUCCUCAUUCUCAGCCUUCCUUUCUUUUCCCCUCUUCGCCUUCAAGUUUUUUUUCUUCUUUUCCUCCCAGCGACCCAUCCAACCUCUUGUCGACCCUCGAGGCCCAUGGCAGGUACUUGAGCGGCGGCUCCUUGUGCUGCGGUCCAUCUGGCCUGAUACGUCAGGACUCGGGUGCUGAUUGCUAAAUCCGCCAUCAUGCCUUUCUCCGUUCUGCGGCCUUUCGCAGCUCCCGGAGCUUGCUCUCUGGGAACAGUGGCACGCCUCGUCCCGUGGGCGACACAUGCUCGGGCCGCGACACCUACCCCAAUUCUUGCGAAUGCUGCAGCCAUUCCUGCGCAAAGAAGAUGGCAUAGCUCCUUCCGACCCAACCGCCCAAACCCAUACCAUUCUCUCGUCCCGGCCUUCUACAAGCCGCUGCAGCUCGUCCGCCAUGCCUCUGUUGUAUCCGGCCAACCGUCUUCCACCCAGGACCCUCCCUCCACUGCUACUGUGCUCCCACCGACCACUCCGUACGGCCAAUUAACCAUCGGCGCGCCGACGGAGAUCUUACUGAACGAACGUCGGGUAGCGUUGACCCCCCAGAAUGUUACCCUGUUGCUGAAAAAGGGCUUCUCCAAGGUCCUCAUCGAGAGGGGUGCCGGUGUAGCGGCCGACUUCCUCGAUGAAGCAUACGAGAGUGCCGGUGCUACCCUGGUCGACACGGCCAACCAAGUCUGGGCCCACGCCGACAUUGUGCUCAAGGUCCGCGGGCCCAUCGCUACCGAGGUCGACCUCAUGAAGGAGAACCAGACGGUAAUUUCGUUCCUCCAACCCGCCCAGAACACAGCCAUCGUGGAAAAGCUUGCGGCCAAGAACGCCACCUCCUUCGCCAUGGACAUGGUCCCCCGCAUUUCCAGAGCCCAGGUGUUCGAUGCCCUGAGCUCCAUGGCCAACAUUGCCGGAUACAAGGCCGUCCUGGAGGCGUCCAACAACUUUGGUCGCUUCCUUACGGGCCAGGUCACCGCCGCAGGCAAGAUUCCCCCUUGCAAAGUCCUUGUCAUCGGCGCCGGAGUCGCUGGUCUCAGCGCCAUUGCCACGGCCAGGCGACUCGGUGCCAUCGUCCGCGGUUUCGAUACUCGGUCUGCCGCCCGUGAGCAGGUCCAAUCUCUCGGUGCCGAGUUUAUCGAAGUCGACAUCAAGGAAGAUGGCUCCGGCGCCGGAGGCUACGCCAAGGAAAUGUCCAAGGAAUUCAUCGAGGCCGAGAUGAAGCUCUUCACCGAACAAGCCCGCGAAGUCGACAUCAUCAUCACCACCGCCUUGAUCCCGGGCAGACCUGCCCCCAAGCUCAUCACCAAGGCGAUGCUCGAGGUCAUGAAACCCGGCUCGGUUGUCGUGGAUCUGGCCGCCGAGGCCGGGGGCAACUGCGAGAAGACAAAGCCUGGUGAAAUCGCCGUUUACAAAGACGUCAAGAUUAUCGGCUUCACCGACUUCCCGUCAAGGCUUCCAACCCAGUCGUCCACUCUUUAUUCGAACAAUAUCACGAGACUACUUCUUUCCAUGGCGCCCAAGGAGAAGGAGUUUGGGAUCGAUUUAUCCGAUGCGGUUGUUCGGGGUGCCAUCGUGACCCAGAACGGCCAGGUUAUCCCCCCAGCGCCCCGUCCCGCCCCGCCGCCUGCCCCGGCCCAAUCUGCGCCCGCGGCGAAGGAGGCCGAACUCGCACUUAGCCCUUUCCAGAAGACGGCCAGGCAGGUCGGAGCCAUCACAGCUGGCAUGGGCACAGUCGUGGGCCUGGGAAAGCUCACCGGUCCCUUGUUCAUGAGCAACGCCUUCACUUUCGCACUGGCGUCCCUCGUCGGCUACCGUGUCGUCUGGGGUGUCGCGCCUGCUCUUCAUUCGCCCUUGAUGAGCGUGACCAACGCAAUCUCGGGCAUGGUCGGCGUUGGCGGCCUAUUCAUCUUGGGUGGAGGGUUCUUCCCCCAGACCAUCCCUCAGGUCUUCGGUGCCCUGUCCGUUCUUCUCGCCUUCGUCAACGUGUCGGGCGGUUUCGUCAUCACGAAGCGGAUGCUCGACAUGUUCAAGCGGCCGACGGAUCCUCCCGAGUACCCCUGGCUUUAUGCUAUCCCUGCCGCCGUGUUCGGAGGAGGCUUCCUUGCAGCCGCAUCGACGGGAGCGGCAGGAUUGGUCCAGGCUGGCUAUCUCGUCAGCUCCGUGCUUUGUAUCAGCUCCAUCUCGAGUUUGGCGUCCCAGGCCACGGCUCGCAUGGGCAACAUGCUCGGCAUGCUGGGCGUCGGGUCCGGAGUUCUCGCCUCUCUCCUGGCUGUCGGCUUCAGCCCGGACGUCUUGGCCCAGUUUGCGGGGCUCGCCGCUCUGGGUAGCAUCGUUGGCCUUGUCAUCGGGAAGCGUAUCACGCCGACGGACCUGCCGCAGACCGUUGCCGCCCUCCACUCGGUGGUCGGAUUAGCGGCCGUUCUGACUUCGAUCGGCAGCGUCAUGGGCCACAUCGAGGGAGACAUUUCUACACUGCACUUGGUCACCAGCUACCUGGGCGUCCUCAUCGGUGGUAUCACUUUCACCGGCUCCAUUGUGGCCUUUAUGAAGCUGGCCGGCAAGAUGUCGUCGAAGCCUCUCGUGCUGCCCAGACGACACCUCCUGAACUCGGGCAUGCUCGCCACGAACAUGGCCACCAUGGGAGCCUUUGUCACCAUGGCUCCGGGUUCUCCGACCCUCGCGGCGGCGGCUUUGGGAGCCAACACUCUCCUUUCCUUCGCCAAGGGGUACACGACGACGGCGGCGGUCGGCGGUGCCGACAUGCCCGUGAUCAUCACCGUGCUGAACGCGUACUCGGGUUUCGCGCUGGUGGCGGAGGGGUUCAUGCUGGACAACCCGCUGCUCACGUCGGUCGGUGCGCUGAUCGGCGUGUCGGGAUCCAUCCUCUCGUACGUCAUGUGCGUGGCGAUGAACCGGUCCCUGACGAACGUGCUGUUCGGGGGCAUAUCGUCGCAGCCGGCCAGCGAGUACAAGAUUGAGGGUUCGGUGACGCAGACCAACGUGGACGACACGGCCGACGCGCUCAUGAACGCCGAGAACGUGAUCAUUGUGGUGGGGUACGGCAUGGCGGUGGCCAAGGCGCAGUACGCCAUCAGCGAGAUUACGCAGAUGCUGCGCAAGAAGGGGGUCAACGUACGAUUCGCCAUCCACCCGGUGGCGGGCCGCAUGCCGGGGCAGUGCAACGUGCUGCUGGCGGAAGCGAGCGUGCCGUACGAUAUCGUGCUGGAGAUGGACGAGAUUAAUGAUGACUUUGGCGACACGGACGUCACGCUUGUGAUCGGGGCCAACGACACGGUGAACCCGAUCGCGUUGGAGCCGGGUAGCCCGAUUGCGGGUAUGCCGGUGCUGCAGGCGUGGAAGAGCAAGCAGGUGAUUGUCAUGAAGCGAGGCAUGGCCAGUGGAUACGCUGAUGUCCCGAACCCCAUGUUUUACAAGCCCAACACGAGGAUGCUCUUUGGCGAUGCGAAGACGAGUUGCGAUGCCAUCAAAGCGGCAGUUGAGGCGCGUAUUUAGAUAGCUUGCAACUUGCGAAGGAGUUGCUUGGUUCAUCCCUAUCCCGAUGCAUUUCACAGGAGCAGUUCUAGGCUAGACGCAUCACAUUUCGGGGGACUUGCGUCUUACGUUGUAGACGUCCGAGAGUAGUGUGUUGAUUCUAUUGCAGUGCAAAUUCAAGAGGGAGGAGCAUUUCCAGUAAACCGGUAAAUAGUAAAUACUCUGGGCCGUGUAUCCGUGGUUGACUUCUUUCCGUUGCCAUGGCAGCGAAAGGCAAUAUUGGUAUCGAGGUAUUGGAGUGGGCACCCCGCCGAUAAGAAACAGAAACGAUACCUCAGGUAGAUAAGGCUGUUUAAUUACCAUAAUUACUAGGUACCUUAGAUACGGCCUUUUAUUGUCUUGCGGAAACGUCUAGGAUUCGUAACUUUGUACCAAAGUCCGUAUCAGGUACCGGUACAAAGGGACUAGAUUAUUUUGACC
Molecule: messenger RNA, 4160 nt
Organism: Sodiomyces alkalinus F11
Lineage: Eukaryota; Fungi; Ascomycota; Sordariomycetes; Glomerellales; Plectosphaerellaceae
Product: NAD(P) transhydrogenase
Exons: 5
Coding region: 357-3701 (1114 amino acids)
Biological process (GO): NADPH regeneration; proton transmembrane transport
Cellular component (GO): mitochondrial inner membrane
Molecular function (GO): NAD binding; NADP binding
Source: RefSeq, a predicted model, not a curated record